AUGAAAAUUGCGUCGAUCUAUUUAAAAUCAUUACAUUUAAAGUAGUAAUAUCGUUGUGUGAAGAUUCUUUAGUCAAUGGUAAUAUUCAAUAAUAAUUAUUUUGACUCUACAGUUGGUUAUCUAGUGGAUUUUGACAGUUAAUUAAAACAGAUGGCAGAACUGCUUUCGGGCUGCUGUCAGUAACCAUUUUAUCUUGUCACUGAUGUUUUAUAAACAAACAUUAACAGAAAAUUAUUAAAUAAACAAAUAUCCUCAAUCAGCAAGGAGUUCUUCAUUAAAGUAACAAGGUAGUCAAGAAAUGUUAUUAUGGAAAAUUUUAUCAAUAAAAACUAAACAGAAAUGACAAGUUUGACUCUGGCAUUAGAUAAUAUUGAUGUGAGUGAGAAUACUGAACAAAUAAGCAAACUUUUUCCCAAGUGUAGACCAAGAAGUGAUAUUAAUCUAAAUCCCAUCAUUGCCUCGGGAAGAGACCAUGAAUGUACAGAAAAUACUGCAAAUACUGUCAUGAAUGUGGACAGUGAAAAUGAUAGGAUAAUCGAAAUAGCCGGCGGUCGCGAAAUUUACUCGCAAAGCAGAAGCAAAGCGGCGCGUAAAUCCCGUAACUCCGUUGUCGGCGAAGAUGGCGAGAAAAAGCCGCAAAAAUCGCCGAUGAGGCAGGGCGUUUGGGAGCUGCGCGGGCGCAACAACGAGGCGAAAAAGCUGAGGAACUCGCGCGACUACACCGAAACGAUAUUCUCGUCGGAGGUAUGCUCGGUUACGCACGAAAACGAGCGCGACGCUUCGACGCCCGUCGAACCCGAACGGGUUAGCAGCCCGGCCGAGAUGAGCUACCCGAGCGAGGUCGUCGUGUUCGACGACAUCGGCGACGCGACGUGGCACGACGACGCACGAUUCCAAAGCGAGGUCAACGUCAACCAACUCACCGCCGCCAACCUCUUCAACUCCAGCGACACCGACAGCGAGAAAGUCACCAAGGUGAUAGGCAACCUGCCGAUCGCGGUUUACGAAGGUUCGCCGCGGCGAUACGGCCAGAGGCAAAUCGAGAACAACUGUACGCAUCCUCAGUUGCCUAGUGCGCAGAGCUUGCUGGCCUCUCCUAGCGUUUAUCCGCCCAGACCCGGGUUUCCGCAAAGAAUCGUCAGCAGCCCCGGUCCGAACGAGAACGAAGCGAAUAUUAAUCUAGAGAACAACACUUUCAAUAAUUCCUCGUCUCCGACCGCUACAUCGACUUUCGAUUAUCUGUACGAAUUUUCCGAGACGCGCAAAGUUCUCGAGGAGUUCUUCAAGUGUCCGCCUCCCGAGGAGGAAAACCGAUUGGAGGCGGAAUUCCAGGAUUUGGAGUACGAGUUGCGCAGGCAAGCCGGCGAGAGCGGCAACUCGUACGUCGGUCAGCGAUUGGCCAAGGAGAGGAGAGGGGAGAGCAAUGAGUUUUGCAUGAGAAUUGAGUCGCCCAGGAAGUGCAUGAACUCGAACGUCAACCUGAUGCAAGAUCACGACAUAACCGAGCACGAGAAUAACUUUUUAGAUUUAUCGAUCGGCACGGGUUCCAGCGGCGAUUUGGGGGAGACGGAGGUGGGCUUGCAAGUCGGGCACAGUAGAAAUUUCACUUUAUCCCCCGAAACCACCGAUUGCGAUUCCAAUUGCGGCGACUUGGAUAGCGAGGUUUCCUUAAUGCUCAUGGAGAAUGAGAUGGGACCGUCUGGGGGCCUCUUAGGAUCGAGCACAGAUUUAACAAUACCGGGUGAUUCAUUACGCUUAUACUCUAGCAUGCCAGUGUUGGAAGACGGCCUGUCUUCGGGCCAUGCUAGCGACACCGACAACAAUAAUCCCACCGUGAUGCUGAUGAAAAGGCAAAUCACGGAAAUCGAACGCGAAAUCAAUCAGGGCAUUUGCAAGAGCAAAAGCAACGUGAAACCGAACGAAAAUGGCGUUUCGCCGAACAAAGAGGGCAGCCUGAACAGCUCGCCCAUCGAUAUUAAUGGUUGUGUCAAUAGUUUCGACGAACCCAAAAUUGAUUCACUAGAAAAAACUCCCCCACCCCCAGCUCCUGCCCCUCACAGGUUAAUGCAGCCGGAGAAGUCGAACGAGGUGGAGGCGGCCAUCAAAGAUAUUAGGUUGACUUUGCAGAGAACGAAAACUUUGCCUUUGAAGUGUCAUCCGGAAGAGGAGCCAGAGGAAAACGUGCCCAGUCCGAUUUGGGUGCCGAGAGGAAUGUCGGCCGCCAGCGGGGAUUCCGACAGAAAAGCCAAUAGCGGGGAAGAAGAAGAGAACGAUACGGAUUUGGAGACCGACAGGUUGCUAGGACAGCAAAGGACUGACGAUCAAGGUUUUUACGACGACAAGGAAAAAGACAGUAAAAAGAAGGGCCGUAACAAAGAAGAUGUCAUUCAACGUUCAGUUUUAAUAGAGGGUGUGCUAUUUCGCGCACGAUACCUGGGAUCCACCCAGUUAGUGUGCGAGGGUCAGCCGACCAAAACUACAAGAAUGAUGCAGGCUGAGGAAGCGGUUUCAAGGAUUAAGGCUCCGGACGGCGAGUCUCAGCCCAGCACCGAAGUGGACUUGUUCAUUUCCACGGAAAAAAUAAUGGUUUUAAACACCGAUCUGAAGGAAAUAAUGAUGGACCACGCUCUGAGAACGAUUUCCUACAUAGCCGAUAUCGGCGAUUUGGUAGUGCUGAUGGCUCGGCGGCGCUUCGUGCCGCACGAGAUGGACGAAGCGCCGAAAAUCAACCGCACUCCGAAAAUGAUCUGCCACGUGUUCGAGAGCGAAGAGGCUCAGUUCAUCGCCCAGUCCAUCGGGCAGGCGUUCCAGGUCGCCUACAUGGAGUUUCUGAAGGCGAACGGCAUCGAGGACCACAGCUUCGUCAAGGAGAUGGACUACCAGGAGGUGCUCAACUCGCAGGAGAUCUUCGGCGACGAGCUGCAGAUGUUCGCCAAGAAGGAGAUGCAGAAGGAGGUGGUGGUGCCGAAGGCUAAAGGCGAGAUUUUGGGCGUGGUGAUCGUCGAGAGCGGCUGGGGCUCGAUGCUGCCCACGGUGGUGAUCGCGAACUUGGCGCCGGCCGGGGCGGCCGCCCGAUGCGGCCAGCUCAACAUCGGCGAUCAAAUAAUAGCGAUUAACGGCGUCAGCUUGGUCGGUUUGCCGCUGUCGACGUGCCAGAAUUACAUCAAGAACUCCAAGAAUCAAACUGUGGUUAAAUUGACUGUCGUUCCUUGCGCCCCGGUUGUCGAAGUGAAAAUUAAGAGACCCGACACGAAGUACCAGCUCGGAUUUAGCGUUCAAAACGGAGUUAUUUGCAGUCUACUGAGGGGCGGCAUAGCGGAAAGAGGCGGCGUGCGCGUAGGUCAUAGGAUUAUUGAAAUUAACAAUCAAAGCGUUGUUGCUGUCCCCCACGAGAAAAUCGUCAACCUGCUGGCGACCUCUGUGGGAGAAAUCUUGAUGAAAACGAUGCCGACUUCCAUGUUCCGGCUGUUGACGGGGCAAGAGAAUCCGGUGUACAUCUAAAAGCGGUAACGCGAAGGUCUGAAAGUGCCUACAAGUAGUUGAUAUUGAACUGUCCUUGGGAAUUGUUUUUUAAGUUUGAUCGUGCUUGGCCGCAGAUCGAUAUAUUUUUUAUUGUAAGUAUAAGUUCCACAGACUGAAGACAAUACAAGCAAGACCUGCGCGCUCUGCACAAAAAAAAUUAAACGAUGACAAAAAAAAAAUUGAUGCGCUGAGCUUUCGUGAUAGACCAUAUCUGCUUUGUCGCGUAAUAAUAAUUAUUUAUUUGUUUGUUUGUUGUGAAUGUGAAGAGCAUACCAAAGACUGGUUGGCUUAUCAACAUAAUCUAUUCUCAUUAACUAAAAUUUACCGAUUUUCCUAUUGUUCAUGGGUUCAUAGGUUCAUUCAAUUAUAUAUCCCCCUAACUCAUCACUGCAUAAUGUUCGAUUUUUAGUUUGCAAUGGCCUAGGUAUUAACUAACAAUGCUUGUAUUUUAGUUUUUCAGAUAUAUUUAAUAAGACUGUUAUUAAUCUUAGUUAAGGAAAUUGCUUGUUAUCUGAAAAGCUCUAUAUGUAUGGUCAUGGUCAUUCUUUUUCUCGUUGUAUACCAACCAAGCCGUCAAAAUGUUUUUUUUUCUCCAAAGUUGGUUUGUAUAUUGAUAUAGGCAACUUUGAAUGAACUUUAACCUAUUGAUGAGUGAGUCGACAUACUGUACGUUGUCUCCAAAUAUUGAUUUAUUGACAUUUGCCCAACCUCGAAAUGCUGGCUCAAAAAAAAAAUUAUAAGAAAUCAAUGUAGCACUAUCUAGUCAGCAUCAAUAGAAAUUAUUUAAAUGUGUACGUGUUUUGUUUUUCUAGUGUAUUAGACCAUCUCUUCCAUAGCUAUUUCCUUGUGCUUGUUAAAGAAGGUCUAUUAUAUUAUUUGUUUGUGCCGUUGAAUUUGUGUUGGAAACUUUUUAACCAAACCCCAAUAUGUUUUAUUUUUUUUAUUCAAUAUUCAAUAUAGGGUAUCAACUAUUAUUUACAGGGUGUGUUUAGCUAGUAAUUAAAUUCUAGAGUCAACAUAAUUUUUCUUAUGAAAGAUAUUUUUAUAAAUAAAUUAUUUUUAUACUAAUAACAUAAAUGUACAAAUUUUGUUACACAACAAUAUCACAUUAAUAUUUAUUUUUUCAAAACGCUGUAGACAUAAGUAGGUUUUUUAACACCCUGUAUGCUUUUUCUUACUUAAUACCCAAUUUAGACCAACUGGGGUAUACAAAGUAAAGCUGUUUUUCUUGUUAUAUUUAUAUUGAGGUAUAGGUAAAUGUUUAAAUUGGGUGCUCAUAGAAUUUCUAAAUGUUAAUUGAUAUUACUAUUAUUAGAACUGAAUAUUAUGUAAUAUAUAUAACUUGGUACAAAACUAGCCUAGAUUAUAAUAAUUGAUAGAUAAUACAAUAAAAUCAUUUGCAGUUCCUUAGGUAGGUAUAUAAAAUAAAUAUUCCCGACACAAAUUUGAUGGCCAAAUUUAAGCAAUUUUAUUUAAUAUUAUUUAUUUGUAUAAAAAAUACUCUUAUUAAUUUUAUUAACUGUUAUUUUUUCUUUACCACUGAUUUACAAAUAACAUUACAGUUAAAAAUAUUUUAUGUGUUAUUAUUAAAUGGAAUAAAAUACUAGUAAAUUUUUUUCCACGCCUGUUAUUUUUAUAUAAAACCAUAUCAAACCCAGAAAAUCACAUUCCAAAAAACUCUUUCUUCUAUGUAGUUAGCAUUCAAAUGUAUAAUAAAAAGUAUUUCAUGUGUAAUAAAUAUUUACUACAAUAUUAA
Brassicogethes aeneus is the source of this 5278-nucleotide messenger RNA. The record is from the annotation of a GenBank genome assembly. Lineage: Eukaryota; Metazoa; Arthropoda; Insecta; Coleoptera; Nitidulidae.